UAAAGUGUCCCCGGUGGCAAGCAAAUUUCCUUCCCAAGGCCACGGCAACUUUGAGUCCGAAGGCAAGGAUGUAAUCAGUUGUGCUUCGAAGCAAUAAGAAAAUUGGCUCUUUUUAGCUCCAGAUAAGUUCCCAUCAUCGUUGCAUGUGUGUCGUGUGUCAUUUGUUACGUGUUUAGUUGAAAAUAGGCAUACAUUUAAUUCACUAUGGGUCGUAAUGUUCUAGUAAGCAGCUUGCAGAAUGCGUCCUUCAGCAUCAUUUUCCAGAUUUUAUGUCGAUGUAUAACAUUUGCCAUCAACGCAUUCAUUGUGCGGAACGUUGGGCGGGAAGUGCUGGGAAUCACGAACGUUCGGUUACUACUGCUAGAGAGUACUCUGCUUUUCCUUUCGAAAGAGGCAAUCAUCCGAUCCGCUCUCAGUUCGAGCCAUAACAAGCAAUGCAGUUGGGCACAACUUAUAAACCAGCUAUGGAUAACCGUUCCCGUGUGUUUUAUGCUUGCCAUCCCUUGCUUAUACAUUUGGCUUAACUGGCUUUCGGCAGUUGAUGCUAUCUAUGCCGAACAGUAUCGGUUCGGUUGCUUCGCGAUUGCCUUUUCUUGUAUCAUCGAAAUGACGGCAGAAGCACCAAUUUUUGUGGGACAGGUGUUUUGUUUUGUGAAGCUUAAAGUCAUUCUCGAUACCGGACAUAUCUUCAUACGAUCGUUCAUUUUCAUCUUGAUUGUGCUGAUGAACAAAGACGUUACAAUCUACGCUUUUGGAAUCGCACAAAUCACCAGUGCGUGCACAAUCAUCGUCGGAAACUAUGCGUUCUACUAUUUCUACAUACCGAAAUUGCUACGCUACCGUAAAGAACUAAAAAAGGUGGAUGAUAAGUAUGUGCUGCGUGAUCGGUAUGGACAGCACUUUGAAAAUAUGGACGAUUUCCCGUUUGUUUCCAUCAAACAAAUGCUACCGGGAGUGUUACCCAAUUCCAACUCCAUUUUCAAUUCCGAUCUGCAAACGCUGGUACUUAGCUUUGCAAAGCAAGGCAUCCUAAAGCAGGUGUUGACUGAGGGUGAAAAGUAUGUGAUGUCUGUCAGCCCGGUGCUGACAUUUAGCGAGCAGGCAACAUAUGAUGUCGUUAACAACAUGGGUAGCCUAGCUGCUCGGUUCAUCUUCCGUCCAAUAGAAGACAGCAGCUACUUUUAUUUCACCCAAACUAUUGCACGCGAUAUGACACUAGUGGAACAGAAGCGUGAAAUGGUGCAGGAAGCAUCGGACGUUCUUGCGUACGUUAUGAAAACGGUGACCUCAAUCGGUCUGCUAGCAUUCGUUUUUGCGCAAAGCUAUUCCGGGACGGUAUUGCUACUGUAUGGUGGAGCAGAUUUUGUCGAAGGUGGGCUUCCCGAGCUAUUGCUCCGAUGGCACAGUCUUGCAAUCGUUCUACUUGCCCCGAACGGUAUUUCCGAGGGGUAUAUGUUUGCGACGAACACAUCGAAACAAAUCGAUACGUACAACUACUACAUGGCUUUCUUCUCCGUCACAUUUCUGUUGCUGUCCUACCAGCUUACUAACUGGUUCGGACCGGUCGGAUUUAUAUUGGCAAAUUGCUGCAACAUGAGCUUCCGUAUCAGUUAUAGCGUCUUCUAUAUUAACAAGCACUUCCGGACGGUGGGAAUGAUACCGUUACGAAAAUCUUUGCCGGGGCCGAUGUACCUCAGCGUAUUGAUUGUAUGCGGCAUUAUCUGCAAGAUAUCCGAAUCGUAUUUUGGGGAACGAUCAAUUCUAUGGCAUCUGUUGAUUGGUGCUGUCUGCACGGGAUUGGCCGUUGGCACAUGGAGCUUUGAAAAUCGUGAACUAUUGCGCACGGGAUUGGCACGAUAUCGCACGCGAAAGCAGAGUCUGACACCGAACGAAACUCACGCGAAUUGAUUCUCUUUAAUUUGUCAACAUUGAAUCCGUACCAAAGACAGCGUAGGUGCAUAGCAUUCGCCUACGAUAACAAUUUUGUUAAACCAUUUUUUGUAUGUUUUGCUAAUGCCAUUGGCAGAAAACAUAUAACGAAGCUCUCCAAAUUUGCCUGCUCCUCUUUUGUGCACAACGAACAACAAAUGCGGUACCAUUAUAGAUACUGUAAAUUAGUAAAGAAUAAAAG
Messenger RNA from Anopheles moucheti, 2131 nucleotides. Its product is annotated as protein RFT1 homolog. The transcript is spliced from 4 exons. Gene Ontology annotation, cellular component: endoplasmic reticulum membrane. Gene Ontology annotation, biological process: glycolipid translocation; dolichol-linked oligosaccharide biosynthetic process. NCBI's taxonomy places the organism in Eukaryota, Metazoa, Arthropoda, Insecta, Diptera, Culicidae. The record is from RefSeq and is a predicted model, not a curated record. Bases 205 to 1908 code for a protein of 567 amino acids.